Maudiozyma saulgeensis is the source of this 471-nucleotide messenger RNA. NCBI's taxonomy places the organism in Eukaryota, Fungi, Ascomycota, Saccharomycetes, Saccharomycetales, Saccharomycetaceae. The record is from the annotation of a GenBank genome assembly.
AUGACUACUAGUGCAACAUCUGCAACGGCAGCUUCGUCGUCUACUGUACCAUCAGGUAAUAUAGAUACUACGCAACAAGAAGAUACUCCACGUGAUGUGCGUUUAUUACAUUUAUUACUAGCAUCACAAGCUAUUCAUCAAUAUGAAGAUCAAGUACCUUUACAAUUAAUGGAUUUCGCUUAUAGAUACACUCGUGGUGUAUUAAAAGAUGCUAUGAUUCAUGAUUCUGGGAAAAAAACGAAAAAGGGUUUAACUGUUGAAGAUAUACGGUUAGCUAUUGCAGCAAGAACACAAUAUCAAUUUAAACCUACCGCACCAAAAGAACUAAUGUUACAAUUAGCAGCAGAUAGAAAUAAGAAAGCUUUACCUCAAGUAAUGGGCUCUUGGGGUAUUAGAUUACCGCCUGAAAAAUAUUGUUUAACGGCAAAGGAAUGGGAUAUUGAAGAGAAUAAUACAUCAUCAAAUCAGUAA